This is a messenger RNA of Rhipicephalus sanguineus (brown dog tick), 2802 nucleotides long. RefSeq lists its product as uncharacterized. Lineage: Eukaryota; Metazoa; Arthropoda; Arachnida; Ixodida; Ixodidae. Gene Ontology annotation, biological process: cell surface receptor signaling pathway; G protein-coupled receptor signaling pathway. Gene Ontology annotation, cellular component: membrane. Bases 581 to 2296 code for a protein of 571 amino acids. Gene Ontology annotation, molecular function: G protein-coupled receptor activity. The transcript has 3 exons. The record is from RefSeq and is a predicted model, not a curated record.
UACAACGCGAGAGUUCGCGGCUUCGCAGGCCGCUGGGGCCCCGGCAAAACGACGCCACUCGUAUCUGCGCCAGACUUCAGGAGUUGCUCGCGCGCGCUUCGCUCGGCGCGCGCACACCUACGGCGGCGGUUCGUCCUUUCUUGAGAAAAAAAGUGUGACUCACGAAAUCGCGCAGGUUUGUUUUGCCGCGCGGGUGGUGUUGUAUCUCAGCGAGAGCGCCUUAGCCGUCCGGCGGCACUCCUGCAUGGCAGCUGCUGAUCAAGACUCGGCGCUUACGACGCACGUCGACUGAGCUCUGCUGCCUUGCGGAGGUUCCGGUGAAAGUGUUGUGUUCCGGUACGACAGUGCGAAGACAAACCAGAGCAGUUCAGUCAGCGAAACCGUUGGUGUGAAGAAUGUAGCGAUAUUCACGGAGAAUUGAAAUCAUGAAAGCUACGUAGAAAAAUUGGUGUGUGAAAUAGCGCGGUAAAGUCGUCGACGACAAAUUUUGAGUUGAGAAAAAACGUCUGCUGUUUCCCUCACGAAGAAAAAAAAAUGUAGCGACGAAGCGGGAGAGGUCAGCAGUGCAACUACUUGUGGAAUGCUCGUUCCGGAAUGUGCGGAUUAUCGGGGACGGAAGCUCCCAAGGACCAUGCCACAUAGAGCAACUAUGAAGGACACCUCUAUCUACAUCGCCUGGCUCGCCUUAGCCAAUGCAGCCAUGUGGUGCGCGUCUGCUGACUACGGGGCAGGCGAGGAUCCCUGCAACAUCACAUUACCAUGGACAGUUUCGAGGAAGGCGUAUGACGACAUCACGGAUUCGAUUUUCGACACUCUCAUGCAGUGCCCACAUAGCCUACACGGUUGCUCAGAGGAUCUCAUCAGCUGCAUUGAUGCCACGUACACUGCCACGUGUUCCUGCGCGCCGAACUGCCGGGUAUACAGGGACUGCUGCUGGAACGUCCCUUACCGGGAGCUGUCGGAGGACGAACUUCCCAACAGUUCCUGCGUGGAAGUGCAAAUUGGGUCUUCGUGGAAGAAGUUCAUCUACAUGGUGACGGGUUGUCCGCGGGUGUGGCCCGACGACGCAGUCCGCGAAAAGUGCGAAAUGGCGGACACGUUUAACGAUACCUUCUACCUCAUUCCUGCUACCAGCCUGCAGCACGUGACUUACAGGAAUGGUUUUUGCGCUCUCUGCAACGACGACAUCGUCAAUGCAACUUUCUGGAACACUACCAGCAUUGGAGCUACGGACCGCGUCCGCGUUGUGCUUCCAGACAUUGUCGAAAACCAACCGCCGCUCCACCUGAGGCCCUGUAGCGAAGAUACGCCUAACGACAAUUGUACCCAAGCCGUACCCGGAUGGGCGUCCCGCAGAUGCAAGACAUAUUACGCGCCCGUACAUGACGCCGAAGACCCACUAGGCCAAGUGUACCGGAACGUCUAUUGUGCUAUUUGCAAUGAUGCGAACCUCUCUGCGUUAACAUGUAGUCCGGCUCUGCACCUCAGUAACGUGAGUGUGAUCAGCCGGAAGACGAGCCCACCUAACCUCGCCGCGCUGUUCAAGCCCGUACUGAGGACGGCAAGCUGUUACGUAGAACACGACGGGCACUGCUAUAUCAAGAGUGCGCCGACCUUUUACAGUGCUAGGAGCAGGACGGGAGUCGAAAUUACAGUGAACGAAACCGACACGUCGUCACCAGAAACGCCCAGGCGUGAGCUGACGGGCCACUACAAAAUACAUAACUACAUCACCGUCGUAUCCAUGUCGAUUUCUAUAUUCUGCCUCAUAUUGAAGAUUGUCGUGUUCUGUCUGUACAGAGAAGCCCGCAGUUUCUCAUCGAAGUGCACGCUGUGUCUGUCCGUCACUCUCCUCUUCACUCAGCUAUUAUUCCUGGUCACAAGUUGCCAACGUCUUCCCGGUGUGGUCUGUGCGAGCACCGCCGUUCUCAUUCAUUACGGCUUCAUCUGUACUUUCCUCUGGACGACGGUGCUGUCGUUCGACAUCUGGAGAAGCGUCACUGCCAUGAAGCUAUCCUCUAUGCGUGAGAAGACCCUGGCGGCCUAUGGCAUGUUUGCGUGGGGCGUCCCUACGGUGCUGGUUCUCGGAGGCCGUGGCUGUGCAAGUUAUAGCACCGUGGUCGGCCUUCUCUCCCAGCUACGGCAGCCCCACCUGCUGGAUAGGCACGUUCUGGGGCCUGACAAUGUAUUUUCUCAUUCCCAUGGCGACGCUUCUUCUGCUGUGCCUGUUCUUUUACUUCUCAUCCGUGUUCUACAUUCGCAGCACAUCCGCCGCGGCGUGCACUUCACGCGAUGACGCGGACCUCAAUGGCGACGCAGGAAGUCGGGUCAGGCAGCAGCGAUACCAUGCCGCACUCUUCGCUCGCCUAGCUCUCAUCAUGGGCGCCGCAUGGGCGAUCGCAUUUCUGGGAACCUUCAUGCCUUACGAGGAAAUCGACUCGGUCGUUAACGCGCUGGUGGGAUUGCAAGGGGCGUACUUAUUUUUCGCGUUCAAAGACUACCGCUACUUGUGCUCGUCGAUGUCGAACAGACUGAAGUCGAUGCCCUCUCUACAGCAGCAGCCACAGGACAUCGAGCACGGACGUCUCUUCGAAAAAAUCCCGGCUCUCCAGGUAGAUAUCGCAGAAAAACAUUUGAACUUCAGGACUCUGCUGCUGUGCUACUCACAGUUCUUAUACCAUAUAUACACGUUUAUGUAGAUCUACUUGUGAACUAUUUAACUACACCAUUAGUGAUCUCUCAUCUUCCUGCCCAAGGCAUGUGUAAAUAAACGGGUAUACAGUACUUAUGUGUUGAAACAAA